Messenger RNA from Mycotypha africana, 1513 nucleotides. RefSeq lists its product as uncharacterized. The record is from RefSeq and is a predicted model, not a curated record. The transcript is spliced from 11 exons. The coding region runs from base 7 to 1227 and encodes 406 amino acids. Lineage: Eukaryota; Fungi; Mucoromycota; Mucoromycetes; Mucorales; Mycotyphaceae. Gene Ontology annotation, biological process: snRNA 3'-end processing. Gene Ontology annotation, cellular component: integrator complex.
AUUUUAAUGGAUACAAUGGAAGUAGAAGAUAUCUUGACAAAUAAAUUCCUUGAGUUUAGGCAGACAAGCAUCAAAAUAGGUCUUGAAGAAGCUCUGGUACAAUACUCAUCGAUCAACCAAACUGAUUGGCGAUUACAAACGCUGUAUGAAUUAUAUUAUAUAGACACAACCGUGAAGCAACUGUCGAAUCGGAAGACUUCUUCUGAGACACCCACUGCAACUGCAACAGCAGGAGCAAUAGUUAUAGAUCGUACAGGUCAACGUAUUCGUGCUGGUACUAAACUAUUGAGCAAUGCAUCCUUUAUCAAAGGAUAUGGAAAAUCCUUGUUCGAUAUAUUUGACAAAUUUGCUCAAAUUAUGGAAGAAUACGAACAACAGGAAGAAGCUUUGUAUUCAUGGAAGCAUUUAUUAGAAGGCUUGCUUCAUCUACCUACACGUUGCGAUAUAAUGGAAGGAUUAGCAUUGCAUAACCCAAUUGAUUAUGCUUCGCUCAUUGAUGAAUUAUUUCAGUUGAAGGUGGACGCGAAAUUUCAUAUGCACAUAAGUGAGAUGAUCUAUAAAGUGGUUGAAACCUAUCCGAACUAUGCCUCUAUAGCACGUUUCAAACUUGUAGAAAUGCGUUCGUUGCCAGAUCUGGUAACUCGAUUGACGGUAGUUCACUGUGGCGAUACCGUUGAUUUUUUGAACGGUAUUUUUGCGCAAAAUCUCAAAAGUGUGAAUUGGUUUUUGGCUCAAUCUGUGAAUAGUGGGCAUUAUUUUGUAAAGAUAAAACAAGACAUCAUGGUGGAUAUUGUGGAGCCCCUAACAAAGAUGGAAGAGCACAGACCCAGUAAUUUAGAAUUAGUGCAAUUAACAACUGCACUUCGUGUUAUAGCUGGUAUUGUUGGUUAUUUCGGUAUUAAAUUGGUAGAAAAUGAAGUUAUGACAUGUUUACAAUUAUUAGAGAAGGCCCAGUCCAAAAGAUUAAUUGAAUUACUAUUUUGCUUACUUCUCUUGGCAGCUGACCAGUUUUUGCGGAAACAGAAAGAGCUUACUCAUGUUAUCAAUCAACUCAUCAAAUCAAAUACAUCCGAGCUACCAUUAUUGAUGUAUGUAUAUUUCCAAACAGAUGCCAUCCAGCAAAUUGAAGACAAUGUUAGGUCUAUCUUAUCCAUGCAGUUACCCAUACAUAAACUUGGAUUAUUCGAAUUGCAGAAAUUGUUCAGAUCUAUCGUACAGCCUGCAUAAACCAAUGAAUAACAACAGCUUACCAAUUUUUUUGUCCCUUCUCAUGCAUCGGCACAAAAACGGAGAAACAACAAAGAAAAAAAAAAUAUUGAUACUGUCGCAUAAUUCCAACUGUCUUGUACAUAGUAAGGCAGUAUACUCUUUUUCGUGCAAAAUUUUGUUUCAACGGCAACGUUAUCAAUAUUCCCAUCAUUUUUCUCUCCCCAUCAAGCGUCAGCAUUAAUUUUGUUUUUCUGAUAGAAAGACUUGUACCUUUCAAUAAAAACAAACAUUGACUAUCAAAGGU